This is a messenger RNA of Mercurialis annua (annual mercury), 3390 nucleotides long. Its product is annotated as zinc finger BED domain-containing protein RICESLEEPER 2-like. The record is from RefSeq and is a predicted model, not a curated record. The transcript is spliced from 3 exons. Gene Ontology annotation, molecular function: protein dimerization activity; DNA binding. The coding region runs from base 732 to 2972 and encodes 746 amino acids. Lineage: Eukaryota; Viridiplantae; Streptophyta; Magnoliopsida; Malpighiales; Euphorbiaceae.
CAGUUUGUUCUUGUUCUUAUAUGGUUGUUUGUUCUGAUUUUGUGAUUAUCUCUGUAACUGAUAUGAUUUAUUUCUUUCCUCCAUGUUCUGAACUGGGGAUUUCUGGAAACUCCUUCGGAUUUGGCUUUGAUUUUAUAAGAACAGGUAAUUAUAUUUUAGGGUUUUUAUUUGUGAACUAGUUACUAGUUACUUAUUUCUUUGUCUUGAUUUAAUCUAAUGAAUUUUGUCUUUUGCUUUGUCUUCAUGGCAUGUCUGGCUGUCUGCAAAAAAUGAAAAGAUUCACUCACUAAGUGAAUGAGUGAAUCUUUUGUGGUGGAAGCCCUUCACUGUUGGAUUCGUGGCCUCAAAUCUGAGACUCAGUGACUUGAAUCACUUGAUCUAAUACCUAAUUUGCUUACCUAUUGCUUGGAUUGCAUCUGCUGCUGGGUAUGUGCAUUCCUUCUAAUGUAUUUAAUUAGUAGUUAUAAUUGUAUGGUGGAUUGGUUUAAUGGUUUGUAUUCUAUGAUUUUCUGUGUGUUUGUUGGUUUGUACUUUGUAUGAUCUUAGCCUGUCAUGUUUAAAACAUACAAAAUGAAAGUGGUUUGGAAGCUAUUAAGUGAUGCCUCAUGCCUCUGUAUUGGUUCAAUGUUAUAUUUUGGUCAAUUGUUGUCUUCUGUGCCUAAAUAAAAGUGAUUUUUCAAGAAUGAAAUGUUUAAAACUUAAAAUGAAAAAGUGGUUUGCUAUUUAUCUAAAUGAAUAAGUGGUUGCUUGAUGCCUCUGUAUUGAUUGAAUGUGGUUCUUUGCUCACACAGAUGUCAAACCUUGACCAACAGCAAGUUGCUCUUGUUGAUGUUGAGGGGGUUGAUGGCUCAUCUCCUGAGUUACCCCCUUCAACUCAGCAGGAGCAACCUGUUGCUGCUGCUGAGGGCUCAUCUGAGCCUUCUCAGCAGCAACAAGAAGAUGCUAAUCCUGCUGCUACUGGAGGUAAACCAGUUGAUAAAAAACGUAAGCAAAUUCCUGUUAGAUCUAAAGUUUGGGAGCAUUUUGAGCGCAUAGUUGAUGAAUAUGGCAAAUUACUUAUGGCUAAAUGCUUGUAUUGUGCAAAAAUAUAUAAUUCUGACACUAAAGUGAAUGGGACUUCCACACUUAGAGCCCACAUUCUUGCAUGUCUUAAGAACCCUCAUAGUAAAGAUACCAGACAGACCUUGUUAACUCUACAACCUGUUUCUGCUAGUCAUGAUGAAACUGAGGGGAAGGGAAAUUUGGGGGUUUGGAAAUUUAAUCAAGAUGACAUUAGGAAAGCAUUGUCUUAUAUGCUCAUUGUAGAUGAGUUGCCUUUUAAGCAUGUAGAAGGUAUGGGGUUUAAGAGAUUUAUGAGUGUUGCAUGCCCAAGGUUUCACAUUCCUUCUAGAUGGACUGUUAAUAGGGACUGCUACCAAAUGUUUCUUGAUGAAAGGUUGAAGUUGAAAAAUAUUUUGAAAAAUGGGAGUCAAAGAGUUAGUAUCACAACAGACACAUGGACUAGUAUUCAACGUGUUAAUUAUAUGUGUGUUACCUGCCAUUGGAUAGAUAAUGAUUGGAUUCUUCAUAAAAGAAUCAUUAAUCUUGUACCUGUUUGUGGGCAUAAAGGGGACUACAUAAGUAAAACACUUGAAAAUUGCUUGCUUGGUUGGGGUCUUAAGAAUGUUUUCACAGUAACUAUGGAUAAUGCUGGUAAUAAUAACACUGCUAUUGCUGCAUUUAAGAAAAAAAUGAUUUCUUGGGGCACUGAUGUUUGUAAAUGUGAAUAUUUGCAUAUGAGGUGUAUAGCACAUGUGAUCAAUUUGGUUGUGUCUGAUGGUCUGAAAGAAAUGCAUGAUUCUGUUAAAAAAGUUAGAGAUUGUAUACGUUACAUUAGGAACAGUCCAUCUAGACUUAAGAAAUUUAAAGACCUUGCUGCUGCUGAUGAUAAAAUUGGCACCAAAAAGUCCUUGUGUCUUGAUGUUGCAACUAGGUGGAACUCCACUUAUCUUAUGCUUGACACUGCUUGCUUGUUUCAAUCUGUUUUUGAGAGUUAUGAAGAAUCUGAUGAGAGUUUUAGGUCUGAUAUGGCUGAAUGCAUUCCUACUUUUGUUGAUUGGGAAAAUGUGAAGAAGUUUGCUACUUGCUUGUCAUAUUUCUAUGUCACAACUUUGAGAAUAUCUGGGUCUUUGUAUGUCACAUCUAACAUGCAUUUUCAAGAGAUUGUUGACCUUUCUAUCAUGUUAGAUGAAAUGCUUAAUAGUGAGGACCAUCAGAUUAUUCUAAUGAGCAGAAAAAUGAGGGAGAAAUUUAACAAAUAUUGGGGUGAUCCCCAGAAGAUGAAUAAUCUGAUUUUUUUUGCACAUGUUUUUGAUCCUACCAGUAAAAUGAAACAUUUGUUGUUUGCUUUGAAAGCUCUAUUUGGUCCUGAGCAAGGUCUUAAGUUAUUUGACACUGUGAAUGAUAAGCUGACAAUCCUGUUUGCUGAGUAUGAAAAGGCUUAUGUACAUGGUGGUUCAUCUGCUUAUGUUAGUCUUAGUCAGUCUUCAGAGGCUGUUUCUGCUCAAACACCAAUCCUGCCACCACCUGCAAAAAGACAUAUGUCCCUGAUGAAAGCCAAAUUUGAUGAGCAGAACAAGGGUAGUGAUUCUGGUAGUAGGAAAUCUGAGCUGGAAUUGUACCUGAGUGAGGCUACGGUUGAGAAUGAUGAUGAUUUCAAUAUUUUGAAGUGGUGGAAGCUAAACUCAGGGAGAUUUCCAAUCCUUUCGAGGAUGGCUCGAGAUAUUCUUGCUGUCCCUAUCUCUACUGUUGCAUCUGAAUCAGCAUUUAGUACUUCUGGAAGAGUACUAGACUGCUUUAGGAGUUCUUUAACUCCAAGAUUGGUGGAAGCAUUGGUGUGCACUCAGGAUUGGCUUAGAGCAGAAGCUUGCCCUUUGGUGAUUGAAGAGUGCCUCGAAGAAUUGGAACCCUUUGAGCAAGGGUUGCCCAACUAAGAAGUUGGUUGAUGGCUCAUUUUUGCUUUUGUGGCAACUUGGUGUGGAAGCCAAUUUUGUUGUUGUUGCCUAAUGCUGCCUGUUGCCUAAAGCCUGAUGCUGCUUGUUGCCUUGGUUGUCCCUGUCCCUAUACAGAAAAGUGGUGGAAGCACUUAACAAGGAAAUGUUCUUCUUCUGAAUUCUGUGAUUCUUCAUUCCUGAGCUCCUGUUCUGCUUGGGUGCUGGAAAUGGCUAUUUUUGAAUGCUAUAGGCCGGCAGUGUGCAUAAUAUACUGCAUAGUUCAGUUAUAUUUUUUGAUAACUUUCACAUAUAAUUUAAUUUUUGGAUGAAUGUAAUCUAUAUAGUUCAUUAGUUUUUGCUACUUAAGUUAUUUUUGGAUGAAUGUAAUAUUUAGCUGUUCAUUAUUAUUUUUGCUACU